Molecule: messenger RNA, 1781 nt
Organism: Lagopus leucura (white-tailed ptarmigan)
Lineage: Eukaryota; Metazoa; Chordata; Aves; Galliformes; Phasianidae
Gene: SNX21
Product: sorting nexin family member 21
Exons: 3
Coding region: 284-1432 (382 amino acids)
Biological process (GO): protein transport
Cellular component (GO): early endosome membrane
Molecular function (GO): phosphatidylinositol phosphate binding
Source: RefSeq, a predicted model, not a curated record
GCGGCACAGCUGUGUCUCUGCCAGGCCAAUGGCCCUGGGACUGGCUGGCCAAGUGGCCCACGGCCCUUGUGCCCUGUGCGGCUCUUCAGAAGGGCUUUUGGGGCUGCAGCAGGACUGUCGGUCUGCAGGAUCCUGUGCUGGGGCAGCUCUGAGGCACCCCAUGGAUGGGGCAGCACAGCACAGCGAGGAGCAAGGACAGAGUGAUGGCAGCAGCUGGAUCAUUCCUCGAUAUUAAUAGACAUUCCCAAGAAAGCAGCAAGGACAGAGUGGCCGCACCGCGGGGAUGGCCGCCCGCAUCCUGCACCGCCUGCGGCACGCGUUGGGCGCAGAGGGCGCCCGGGAGGAGCGGACACACGACGGCGUUGAGGCCGAGGACUGCCCCGAGAGCUCGGAGCUGGAGGACGACACCGAAGGGCUGUCCACGCGCCUCAGCGGCACCCUGAGCUUCAGCGGGCACGAGGAGGACGAGGACGAGGAGGAGGAGGAGGAGGACGGCGGCGGCGGCGAGGAGCUGCAGGCGGGGGAUGGCGCGCAGGACGGAGGCAGGUGCUGGGAUGGGUGCCCUGGGCUCCCGCCGCCCCGGCGCCCGCUGAGCCCUUCUCCCCGCACAGAGUGGGGCCCGGCGGCGCGGCCCGGCAGCCUGCUGACCCGGCAGCUGCAGGAGCUGUGGCGGCGGUCGCGGAGCAGCUUCGUACCGCAGCGGCUGCUCUUCGAGGUCACCAGCGCCAGCGUGGUCAGCGAGCGCUCCUCCAAGUACGUGCUCUACACCAUCUACCUGAUCCGCUCGGGGCACUUGGACAAGGCUCCCGCCGCCAUCUCCCGUCGCUACUCAGACUUCGAGCGGCUGAACCGCCGCCUGCGUGGCCGCUUUGGCUGUGACAUGGCGGGCAUCGCCUUCCCCAGGAAGAGGCUGCGGCGCAACUUUACGGCCGAGACCAUCGCCAAGCGGAGCCGAGCCUUCGAGCAGUUCCUGUCCCACCUGCACUCCAUCGCCGAGAUCCGCCGCUCCCCCGAGUUCCUUGAAUUCUUCUUCCUGCAGGACCUGCGUGCCGCCCAGCGCCUCACCUGCACCGGCAUGUACCGCGAGGCUCUGGCCACCUGGGCCAACGCCUACCGGCUGCAGGACCGCCUGGGGGUGUGCGGCUCUGGCCGCUUCCUCCUGACGCUGGCCGGGUUGGUCGUCUGCCACCAGGAGUUGGACCAGCUGGGUGAAGCCCACGGCUGCUGCGAACAGGCGCUGCAGCUGCUGGAGGCCCAGGACAGCCACCCACUGCUGGGGCCCUUCCUCCAGGCUCACGUCCACCUGGCCUGGAAAGUGGGCAAGGACAAGCGGCGGUCAGAAGCCCGGCUGCAGGGCCUGCAGGAGGCCGGCGUGCCCUUGCAGCAGCAGCCCAGCCUGAAGGAGUAUCUCAUCAAGGAACCUCUGGAGUGAGGCUAGGGGCCGUGGGGUGCAGACAGUUUGCGCUCUGGGGCGGGAGAGGGAGCAGAGAGGGUUGGGAUGGGGCACAGAGGCAGAGUUGUGAUGGCACAGUCUGUAUGUGGUGGCUGGGAUCAGGGUUGGCCCCUCUGGGAGCUCUCUCUUGAAAAUGCACUUUCUAUAUCAGUUUUUCCAUCUGUGCUGGUUGCUUGCUGCUCACACUACCUGUCAGGAGCCACCUGCUCCUUGGGGUUCUCAAGACAGACAGGACUUUAGCUGAGACACACUGGCACUGCAUUAAAGGGACAGAAAGGCUUCCAGCCAGGAAUUUCCAAUAACAGAAAAUAAAAAGGACUUUAACAAA